CUAAAUCGAAGGUAUGGAGUUCGGCUCCGGGUUAUUCACUGGUUUGGGUAAGAUUUUGCGCGAGUCUGGAUAGAGUUAUCUUUGAAAGAAAACAUGGAAGAAACAAGCAUAGCUUCCAUUGAAUUUAUUGUUGAAUGGUGGUAAUGAAAGAGUUUUUUUGAAGAUUCUGUGAUGAAUUAUGAGUUGGUUUCUUGCUGGAUUCAAUUGAAGAUUUCAGCAAGGAAUAUUCAGUGAAAGAAAGUCUGUUGUUGUUGUUGGUAAUGGCAGUAAACGGUGAAGAUUGACAAUGGAUGUUUUCGAGUUCUAAGUAGUGAAGAUUGAUGAUGAUAUAGAGUUUGAAUGAAUUAGAAAUGGUGGGUCUAUAUCUGAUUUGAAUUUGCAGGGAAUUGGAGGUCUACAGAAGGUAUUUCCUUACCGGAGAAAAACACCAUCUGAGUGUGCACAACAACCGUUUGACAAAAAUCCUGAACCACAGGCCAGGUCUUGUAGCAGUAAGCCACAUCCCUUCUCUUUGACGCUGCUCUAUCCAUGAACACAGAGUAGGAAUUCUUGGGUUUUUGUGUUGAAUGGUUGUUGUGAUGAUUGGUUGAUGCUACUGUAGAAGAUAGUGUUGUUGAGUAGUAUUUGAAGCUAGAAUUAAAGUUGCAGAUGGAAUAGGUUGUAUGUCAUAAUUGUAGGGAUGUGGGAAUGAAUGGGUAUGGAUGUAUGAACAUAAAUGCAGGGUUUGAGGUUAUGAGCUCAGUCUUGAACCUGCAAUGGGCUGAGACAAUGAUGAGUCUGUGUGAGAAAUGGCUAGUGAAAAUGAAGCUCAAAUGUGCAUUUACAAUGCUUUGUUGCGAUAUUGAUGAAGCGGAUUCUCAUGAGCUCUCUGGCUUGCCGGAAGUGUUAUCCGUUAGGCCUGACCGGGAUUUUGAAUCUGCGAAGAAGGAUUACAGUUUAGACAUUGUUCAAUUGGGUGGUGUGUCGAAUUUAAGUGCUGGAACAUCUCGGUUGUUUUCGGAGGGGAAUUCUAAGUAUUGGUUAGUUAGAAUGGAAAAACCUACUGUUGAAGUGUUACAAAAGCGCAAAUGGUGGAUUACUAUGCUCAAAUACUAUCAAAGGUUUUGGGAAAGUCAGUGCCAGCUGCUAUUGUGAACAAUGGAGUAUGUGGAGUUAUGUUUGAUGUGUUAGAAGGAGAUUUUGAAGUUGUUGCUGCACUGAGUUGUUUGAGGAGUAAAGUCAGGAAGCUACAGGAAAUUGGUAGUGCAGGCAGUGAAUGGCUUGAGAAGAAUAAGUCUGUAAUUGCAAAUGAAAAUUUAACUGAACUGCAAAUGGCUAGAGUAAUGUGCUACAAUGUACGUAUUUUAGGUGCUGCAAUAGUAAUGUGCAGGCAGUAGUGGCUUGAGUAUUGGUGAUGAGACAUAAUUAAAUCAGCGAUUCAAAGCGCUAAUAAGUCUUUUUACUUCUGCUUAA
Molecule: messenger RNA, 1452 nt
Organism: Papaver somniferum (opium poppy)
Lineage: Eukaryota; Viridiplantae; Streptophyta; Magnoliopsida; Ranunculales; Papaveraceae
Product: organelle RRM domain-containing protein 1, chloroplastic-like
Exons: 4
Coding region: 688-1134 (148 amino acids)
Source: RefSeq, a predicted model, not a curated record